This is a messenger RNA of Coregonus clupeaformis (lake whitefish), 2445 nucleotides long. RefSeq names its product protein RD3-like. NCBI's taxonomy places the organism in Eukaryota, Metazoa, Chordata, Actinopteri, Salmoniformes, Salmonidae. The record is from RefSeq and is a predicted model, not a curated record. The transcript is spliced from 3 exons. The coding region runs from base 227 to 898 and encodes 223 amino acids.
UCUGCCACGGACCUUCGAGGUAGCAAGGUGGUCAGUUAGUAGUGUGUAGGAGUGUGAAAGAGUUUAGAUUUCCUUUUAACCAUUUUUUCCCCCAGCUGGAUACCAAAGACAACAGAAACAUAUUUUUUAUACUGUGAAAUGAUUUAAUUGUCUGCUUUUUGAUAAGAAGAGGAUUUGUGACAAACAAAGAGACUAUUCAAUAAUUUACUCAUAGAAUUUUGUAAAGAUGUUCCCCUGGUCAGCAGUGUUUUCUCUGGAGCCGAAGGUGCCUGGACAGCGUACGGCAGAAGAACUAGUCACCAACACUCUGAUGCUGGAGCUGGGUGCCAUGGUGAAGCGCACCGAACGUAUCCGCCUGGAGAGGGCGACACAAGAGGGCCGGCGCCAACGCAGCUCCUCCUCUGCUGACUACAGAUGGCUGGCCACUGCCCCCGCCCACCAACCCUACGAGCUGACCCCCCGAGACCUGAUAGAGCUGCAGGACCUGUGUGCCAGGGUGCCACCGUCUCAGUGUGGCCCUGUCAUUGUCAGGUUCAGGAAUCUGGUGACGGAGAUCGAGCCGGAGGUUCACGAGGUGGCUCGUCUGUUCCGCACGGUUCUCCGUGACUGUGUGGAGGGAGAAGAGGAGAGCGAGGAGAUGAGGAGGAGGUCAGCCGGCUGGGACAAACAACGCAGCAAGAGCCUCUCCUUCGUAACCUUCCGCUCCAAGUUCCGCCCCGCUCCUUUCAGGGGCGGGGGCCUGGGCGGGUCGCGCGGCAACCUGCAGGAGGAGUCGAACUGGUACGAGGAAGAGGUGGAGGAGCAGGAGGGAGCAGCGAAUGUGGCGAGAGCGGCCAGGAAAGGGAGGAGUAUGAGCAUGCCUGAUAUCACCCCCAUCGAACAGAGUGCACUUGGCUGAGAGGGAGGGACAACUGCUGAUGUAAAGAGGGCUUUAUAGAAUACAUCUGAUUGAUUGGUUGAGGAAGGGAGGAAUGGGACAGAGAAAGGAAAUGCGACAAAAGAGAAGGUCAAAUAUGUCUCUCGAUGAGACGUGCAACAUGAGGACAGCUCACACCUCAGCAGAUUUCCACUGACUGUUUAGACAAAAGGAGGCAGUUAUAUCAAACAUAUACUAGAGUAGAAAUGCAAGCUUAGCCAGCAGAUAUGCCAUAUUUCUAACAUUGUUUUUAUUGUGAAUUACAUUUUCUGAAUGUGUUAACACUUGAAAUGCAUAUAAAAUGAACUAGAUUUUGAAUGCAUAACAUAAAACCUUAUUUUUCAACAGAACCUUGAGUUUGUGCGUGGAUUCCUGUGUGGGCCCAAUACAAUGGGUCCAUUUCUACGGUUCCAGUCCUUUGGUUGUCAUGGUUACUCUAUAACAGUUAAUUAUAUUAACCUUCUAUAAUCCUCUUACUCAGUAAAGAAUUAGAGUCCUUUGCACAACUUCCCCAUUGUUCUUUUUUUAAUAUGCACUUCUUUUCAAUACAUUAGCAGUAUUAGCUCUUUAUACACUGUAGAAGUCAAGGCAUUUGGCUAAAAAAGAGGGAAGAAAUAGGAGUGUUUUCUUAUUAACAAAGUUCUGGUGGUUAAAUAAUAGCCUGUACAUAAACGUCUGUCCUCAGAGACGUCUGUCCUCAGAGAGAAUGAGGAGAUGAAGAGGACAGUCUCCAAUAAAGCAGGGAGGUCCAAACUGACCAGUUGCGGAGAAGUUUGGUAGAGAAAGUCACUUCACUAGUGUCCUUUCAGCCCUUCAUAGCCUGUCAUAACCAUGUUUAUAACAGCUGUUACAACAACCUGUUAAAAGGGUUUAUCUCAAAUGACAAUACAACGUAAUGACACAGGAUGCAUUCCAAAUGGCACCUUACUCCCUAUUUAGUGCACUACUUUUGUCCAGGGCUGAUAAAGUUCUGAUCAAAGUAGUGCACUAUACAGGAAAUAGUGCCAUUUGGGAAACAGCCACAGGUAACAGUAUUCAAACUGACCCCAGCUGACUUGCUGGCAGGUAAACCAGGUCAUCUAAACUGUUAGAUCUGCAAUAAGUGUUAUGUAACUUGUUACAAACUGUUCGGGUCUGACUCGUCACAUUGUGUUUAUGAUUGGGUAUAUGAAGGGAAUGUCCUCGUCAGUUUAAACCACCUUUAACCCUCCUGUACUUCAUAAAACAACAGCUAGUACCACAGGUGUCGUCACAUUUCUUUGAAAUUGAAAGUCCCCAUUUGGCAAAUAAAGAGACUUGAAAGCACCCCCCCAACAACAACUGGUUGCACUCAUGCAUGGCGUGAAUGAUAGAGGGACUUUAAACAAUUCUCGCUCUCUUUAAUACAAAUAGGAUAAUAAUGAGGAACAAAAACUAGAAGACAUAAUUACAAUAUGAGAAAGAAAACGUUUGGUUGAUGAGUAAGCGCUUCCUGUCUUACAACCAAUCAAUCAACACUACAUGAGGGGUCAAAGAAAAUCAACCAAAAA